This is a messenger RNA of Cricetulus griseus (Chinese hamster), 1038 nucleotides long. The record is from RefSeq and is a predicted model, not a curated record. NCBI's taxonomy places the organism in Eukaryota, Metazoa, Chordata, Mammalia, Rodentia, Cricetidae.
AUGGCUUCUAAUAAAUUCUUUGAGCAGAGCAUCGGACUUUCUUCCUGCUCUGCAGCUCACAGACAACUUAGAUUUCUGAGGCAGUACCCCCGGGACAGAGCUCCAAGUUUUCUGGUGCAUCUUUAUGCUGUGAACCCUUUGACCCUUGGGGACUCAUGUUCUCAGAGUUUUCAGGUCCCAGCUGGCCUACCCACUGAUUCUAUGGGGAGACAGUAUGCUAAAAGCUGGAAUGAGACUAAGGCUGCUGCUUACUGCAUCCUCCAGGAAGAGAAGCAAGUCACGUGUGCCAACUUAACAAAUGGUGGAAAAUCGGAACUUCUGAAGUCGGGAAGCAGCAAAUCCACACUAAAGCACAUAUGGACAGAAAGCAGCAAAGAUUUGUCUAUCAGUCGGCUCCUCUCACAGACUUUCCGAGGUAAAGAAAAUGACACAGAUUUGGACCUGCGCUAUGACACCCCAGAACCUUAUUCUGAGCAAGACCUCUGGGACUGGCUGAGGAACUCCACAGACCUUCAAGAACCUCGGCCCAGGGCCAAAAGACGGCCCAUUGUUAAGACCGGCAAGUUUAAGAAAAUGUUUGGAUGGGGUGAUUUUCAUUCUAACAUCAAAACAGUGAAGCUAAACCUGUUGAUAACUGGGAAAAUUGUAGAUCAUGGCAAUGGGACGUUUAGUGUUUAUUUCAGGCAUAAUUCCACUGGUCAAGGGAAUGUAUCUGUCAGCUUGGUGCCCCCAACAAAAAUCGUGGAAUUCGACUUGGCACAACAAACCGUGAUUGAUGCCAAAGAUUCCAAGUCCUUCAACUGUCGCAUUGAAUAUGAAAAGGUUGACAAGGCUACCAAGAACACACUCUGCAACUAUGACCCUUCAAAAACCUGUUACCAGGAGCAGACACAAAGUCACGUGUCCUGGCUCUGCUCCAAGCCCUUCAAAGUGAUCUGCAUUUACAUUUCCUUUUAUAGUACAGACUAUAAACUAGUACAGAAAGUAUGCCCCGACUACAACUACCACAGUGACACACCUUACUUCCCCUCAGGAUGA